UCUGGUGGAAAUGUUAUGAAGAUAGGUUUGAAGCCAAUAAUCAUACGCGAGCAAGCAUUCCACAGUCUAAAAUUAGGAGUGCACACAUUGAAGAGCUGUUGAAUCACCAUCUCUAGGAAAUGGAUCCAGGAUACUUAUUACAUCUCGCUAUUUGAAAUACGUCUCAAUUCAUCUCCUCACUCACGGGCUUUCUUUCUACCACCAAUAACAUACCAGGCCGACGACGACAGCUAGCUAGCGGGUAUUCCUAGCCACCUAGCUAACAUACUGGUUUCCCCAUUCUUUUCUCAGAUGUCCACAAUGACCACUAAGGUCCUGCAUGCUCCUCCCACACCUAGCCCUGCCUCUUCGUGAUUGAACAGCUGCUGACUGACCAGAGAGGUGAUAUAUGUCUGUGUUGCCAUGACUUAAAGACGUCAUCAAUCAAAGAUGGAGAAAAAGAAAAUGUGCCCCCGUCUGCUGGACUACCUGGUGGUGGUCGGAGCCAGGCAGCCCAGCACUGAUACCGGAUCCCAGACUCCCCAGCUCCUUCGUCGCUACCCGCUGGAGGACCACCCGGACUUCCCUCUGUCCCCGGACGUGGUCUUCUUCUGUCAGCCUGAGGGAUGCCAGAGCAUCCGGCAGCGCCGGGUCAGCCUGCGAGACGACGCCUCCUUCGUCUUCGCACUCACUGAUAAAGACUCGGGCAUCACGCGCUACGGUAUCUGCGUCAACUUCUACCGCUCCUUCCAGCGUGGGGGGCACCGCCGUGACAAGGCGGGUAGUGGUGGAACGGCGGCACAGAUAGCAGAAGCGACCAGCGAGGGUUCCGAUGGCAGCGGUGGCUGCCCCACUGCCUCCACGUUGCCGACACCUGCCAGUGCCGACACAACAGCCACAUCUGCACCAGGCACGGAGCCGGGACCGCCCGGUGGUGAGCCAAAUGCCGGCAGGUCCCCUCGGCACAAACGCAGCACUGCCAAAAUGGUCAAUCGGAACCGCGACAGCACGCUGACCUCGCUGUGCAUGAUCAGCCACUACCCCUUCUUCUCCACCUUUAGGGAGUGCCUGUACAUCCUCAAGAGAAUGGUGGACUGCUGCAGCCACAGGUUGACCCAGCGCGCUGGCCUGCCCCGCGGAACUCAGAGGGACACCAUGUGGCGCGUGUUCACGGGGGCCCUGUUGGUUGAGGAGAAGGGCAGCCAGCUGCUGGCUGACCUGCGGGAGAUCGAGUCCUGGGUCUACCGCCUCCUGCGCUCUCCGGUGCCCGUGGCGGGCCAGCGGCGCGUAGAUGUGGAGGUGCUGCCCCACGAGAUGCAGCCGGCACUCACCUUUGCCCUGCCCGACAACUCUCGCUUCUCCAUGGUGGACUUUCCCCUGCACCUGCCCCUGGAGUUGCUGGGUGUGGACGCCUGCCUCAUGGUGCUCAGCUGCAUCCUACUGGAGCACAAGGUGGUCCUCCAGUCGCGGGACUACAAUGCCCUGACCAUGAGUGUCAUGGCGUUUGUAGCCAUGAUCUACCCCCUGGAGUACAUGUUUCCUGUCAUUCCUCUACUGCCCACCUGCAUGGCAUCCGCUGAACAGCUUCUCCUUGCCCCCACCCCUUACAUCAUAGGUGUGCCUGCCAGCUUCUUCCUCUACAAAUCCGAUUUCAAAAUGCCCGACGACAUUUGGCUCGUGGACCUGGACUGUAACAAGGUCAAAGCACCCACCAAUGCAGAGCACCUACCCCCUCUUCCCGAGCCAGAAUCCACAGAACUCAAGAAACACCUGAAACAGGCCCUGGCCAGCAUGAGUCUCAACACCCAACCCAUUCUGAACCUGGAGAAGUUUCAGGAAGGUCAGGAGUUACCCCUGCUCCCUCCCGGCCAGAACAAGGCGUCGCCCUCCUCCACCGAGUUCAACCCCCUCAUCUACGGCAACGACGUGGACUCUGUGGAUGUGGCCACCAGGGUUGCCAUGGUGCGGUUCUUCAACUCCCCCAACGUGCUCCAGGGUUUCCAGAUGCACACGCGCACGCUGCGCCUUUUUCCCCGGCCUGUGGUGGCAUUCCAGGCCACGUCCUUCCUGGCCUCGCGGCCCCGCCGCUCAGGCUUCGCUGAGAAGCUGUCGCACACCCAGGCCGUGGAGUACUACGGCGAGUGGGCUCUCAACCCCACCAACCUGGCCUUUCAGAGGAUCCACAACAACGUGUAUGACCCAUCUUUGAUCGGAGACAAGGGCAAGUGGUACGCCCACCAGCUGCAGCCAGUGUUCUACCGCGUGUACGACGGCAGCUCCCAGCUGGCCGAGGCCAUGAGCGGACCCCUAGAGGAUGAGGCUAAUGACUCGGACCCCACAGACGACAGCGACAGCGAGGCUGGCUACGAUGACUCCAGCUCUUCCUACUCGUCACUUGGAGACUUGGUGAACGAAAUGAUCAAAUGUGACAUCCAAGGGGACAUGCCAAACCUGGAUCCCCCUACCCACGCUGCACUGGGAGAUGCCAGCGAAGUGGAGUUCCAGGACUUCCAGGAGUUCAAGGGAGGAGAGGGUCCCCUCCCUCAAGAGAAGGCACUGCCCGAGGGGGGCGAUGGAGCUCCUGACCCUCCUGAUGGACAAGCACUCCGCUCGAGCUCCAGCACAACCGCCAGCUCCAGCCCCAGCACAAUCAUUCAGGGAGUCAACAAUGAGCAGCCAGAACCAGUGGAAAUGGAGGCAUUGGCCAGUGUAGCUCUACAGAACCCUGUCCCGGGAUUGGGCGCUCCGCCCUUCUCCAGACCUCCUCCAGACGCCGCCCCGGUGGGACCAGCCAAUAAGAAGGGCGAGUACGACAACCCCUACUUUGAGCCUCAGUAUGGCUUCCCUGCUGAGGAGGACCCUGAGGCAGAAGACCAAGAGGAGACGUACACGCCCCGGUUCAACCAGAACCUCAACGGCAACAAAGCCCAACGCCCCCUGAGGCCCAGCAGUCUAAAGCUGCCCGGCGAGUCGGACGGAGAGGGCGACUCCCGCAACAGUUCUCCAAAUUCCACCAUCUCCAACAACAGCAGCGAUGGCUUUGGGGGCCUCAUGUCCUUUGCUAGUAAUCUGUACAAGAACCACGGCACCAGCUUCAGCCUCUCCAACCUGUCUGUACCCAAUAAGGGGGGGCUGAGGGAGAAGGCCGCUGGGGCUGGGCCCUUUCCCAAUCUCAAAGGAGGCGCCCGCGGUCCCCCCAGGGCCCUCGUUGACCAGAAGUCGUCGGUCAUUAAGCACAGUCCCACGGUCAAGAGAGAGUCCCCCUCUCCCCAGGGUCGUGCCAACAACACCAGUGAGAACCAGCAGUUCCUGAAGGAGGUGGUGCAGAGCGUGUUGGAGGGCCAAGGCGUGGGCUGGCUCAACAUGAAGAAGGUGCGCCGCCUGCUGGAGAACGAGCAGCUACGCGUCUUUGUGCUGAGCAAGCUGAACCGGGCCGUCCAGUCAGAGGAGGAUGUCAGGCAGGAGGUCAUCCGUGAUGUGGAGAUUAGCAGGAAGGUGUACAAGGGCAUGUUAGACAUACUGAAGUGCACCGUUUCUAGUCUGGAACACUCGUACACCAAUGCCGGGCUUGGAGGCAUGGCCAGCGUCUUCGUUUUGCUGGAAAUAGCACGCACCCACUACCAAACCAAAGACCCAGAGAAGCGCAAGCGGAGCCCCAGUGACGCUGCAAGCAGCCCGGGCAGCAAGGGGAGCCCAUCUCCCCGCAUGGAGGGCACCAAGCCCCCGGGGCUCCUCCUGGUUCCCCGUCUCCAACUGUCGCACCCCACCUCGGGGGGCAAAGGCACCCGCCACUUUGACACCCGGAGUCUGAACGAGGAGAAUUUUAUUGCCUCCAUUGGAGCGGAGGGGGCUAAGAAACAGCACCCUGAGCUGACCGACACGGAGGAGAAGAAGUCCCAGAUCAGUGCUGACAGUGGCCUCAGCAUCACCUCCGGAUCCCAGAAGAGUGACACAGAGUCUGUGACCAGCACUGAACCACCAGUCCUUACCAGAAGCACCAGCCAGGACUCAGAGGCCAGCACAGUGAUAAGUAACAGCUCAGGGGAGACGCUGGGAGCUGACAGUGACUUGAGUAGCACCACUGGGGAGGGCUUGGGUGGCAGGCAAGCCCCCCACCUCAACCUCUCCAGGGGAACACUGUCCGACAGCGAGAUUGAGACCAACCCGGCCACCAGCUCAGUGUUUGGUAAGACCCAAAAGAUGAAGCCUGGUGUGAAGGAGGCGAAGGCAAAACUUGUGCCUGUCCUGGCUAAGGGGCCUCCCGCCCAGCCCUUGGAGGACAUCAGCAUGAGGAUUUACCUGUGUGAUGGCCUGCUGGGUAAGGAGCGCUCUACACUGUGGGACCAGGUCCAGUUCUGGGAGGAUGCUUACUUGGAUGCUGUCAUGUUGGAGAGGGAGGGGAUGGGCAUGGACCAGGGACCUCAAGAGAUGAUUGACAGAUACCUGUCACUCGGGGACCACGACCGUAAGCGCCUGGAGGACGAUGAGGACAGGCUGCUAGCUACUCUACUGCAUAAUAUGAUCGCCUACAUGCUAAUGGUUAAGGUGAGCAAGAAUGACAUCAGGAAGAAGGUGAGGCGUCUGAUGGGGAAGUCCCACAUCGGCCUCAGCCACAGCCAGGAGAUCAACGAGUGUCUGGACAAACUGGCUAAUUUGAAUGGCCGCGAGCUGUCCAUCAGACCUAGUGGAAGCCGUCACAUCAAGAAGCAGACCUUCGUGGUGCAUGCUGGGACAGACACCACGGGGGACAUCUUCUUCAUGGAGGUGUGUGACGACUGCAUAGUCCUGCGCAGCAACAUCGGCACAGUGUAUGAGCGCUGGUGGUACGAGAAGCUCAUUAACAUGACCUACUGUCCCAAGACCAAGGUGCUGUGUCUGUGGAGACGCAAUGGCCAGGAAACCCAACUCAACAAGUUCUACACCAAGAAGUGUCGUGAAUUGUAUUACUGCGUGAAGGACAGCAUGGAAAGGGCUGCUGCACGACAGCAGAGCAUUAAACCAGGUCCAGAGCUGGGUGGAGAGUUCCCUGUGCAGGACAUGAAGACGGGCGAGGGAGGAUUGCUGCAAGUCACCCUGGAAGGCAUCAACCUCAAAUUCAUGCACAGCCAGGUUUUCAUAGAGCUGAAUCACAUUAAAAAGUGCAAUACUGUGAAGGGAGUCUUUGUCCUGGAGGAAUUUGUUCCUGAAACUAAAGAAGUGGUGAUCCACAAGUACAAGACACCCAUGGCACACCAGAUCUGUUACUCCGUCCUCUGCCUUUUCUCCUACGUGGCUGCGGUGAAGGGGAAGGAAGCAGAAGGCAAGCCCAAGCUCCUAUCUCCAAGACCUCUGCCCAGCUAGUCUACGACCCAUCCAAUCUAUCCCCCCCCCCCCACACACACACACACACACAAAAAAACUCCUCUGUGCCUCUCACUCUGCAACAAAGUGGAAUCUCGGUCCUACUAU
Molecule: messenger RNA, 5427 nt
Organism: Salvelinus namaycush (lake trout)
Lineage: Eukaryota; Metazoa; Chordata; Actinopteri; Salmoniformes; Salmonidae
Product: MAP kinase-activating death domain protein-like
Exons: 33
Coding region: 430-5319 (1629 amino acids)
Biological process (GO): regulation of Rab protein signal transduction; regulation of apoptotic process
Cellular component (GO): cytosol
Molecular function (GO): guanyl-nucleotide exchange factor activity
Source: RefSeq, a predicted model, not a curated record